Messenger RNA from Hibiscus syriacus, 1060 nucleotides. RefSeq names its product alpha/beta hydrolase domain-containing protein 17B-like. The transcript is spliced from 4 exons. Bases 85 to 1011 code for a protein of 308 amino acids. NCBI's taxonomy places the organism in Eukaryota, Viridiplantae, Streptophyta, Magnoliopsida, Malvales, Malvaceae. The record is from RefSeq and is a predicted model, not a curated record.
UAAACCGGUGAUGUUGCUUCAGCCUCGACGAAAUGCCUGAUCAUAGUCGAUAUCUGCGAUUUCCGACAUCUAUUUAUAAGAUCAAUGUGUGAAACUAGUGUUUUUUCUCUACUAGUAUUACAUCUUGAAAAUAAUGUGUUAAAGCUUUGCAGGUAUGAUUACUCAGGCUAUGGACAAUCAACCGGAAAGCCUAGUGAACGUAACACCUACGCCGACAUCGAAGCUGCGUACAAGUGUCUCAAAGAGAGCUAUGGUGCCUGGCAAGAAAACAUCAUCCUCUAUGGUCAGUCUGUGGGAAGUGGUCCUACUGUAAAUCUCGCUGCUCGUCUACCUCGACUAAGAGCUGUUGUUCUUCAUAGUCCUAUUCUAUCAGGUUUAAGAGUCAUGUAUCCCGUAAAGCGCACUUACUGGUUCGACAUCUACAAGAACAUUGACAAAAUCUCACUGGUUAAGUCUCCUGUGCUGAUAAUUCAUGGAACUAAUGACGAUGUUGUCAACUGCUCUCACGGGAAGCAACUAUGGGAACUUUGCCAAGAAAAAUAUGAACCAUUAUGGGUCAAAGGAGGGAACCACUGUGAUUUGGAACUCUAUCCCGAGUACAUUAGGCAUGUCAAGAAAUUUAUAUCCUCGGUCGAAAAAACACCUUCACAAAGAAUCGGUUCUCGGAGAAGCACGGAUGGUAUUGAACACUCGAGGCAAAGCAUCGACCAUUUCGAGCCUCCAAGGAGUAGUACGGAUCAAAGGAACAAGCCCCGGAGAAGCUCAGAUGCCCGGGACAAGAUGAGGAGAAGCACCGAUAGGCCCGAAAGACAGAAGUUUCAUGAAUUUAUGAAAUUUAACAACAUUGACCAACUAGAAAAGCUUAGAUUAUCAUUAGAACAGAUGGAAAGAAUGGACCAACCACGGAGAAGUGUUGAAUACCACGAAAAACCGAGUAGCAGUAGCAACGUUCAACGGCUCGAAAAAGCAAGGAAAAGUGUUGAUUGGUUAGAUAGAAUCCGAGCAGUUUAGAAGGUUUUUUUGUCCUGCUCAUCAAGCUUGUUCAAAUGGAGGGGGAGUU